AUGGCCCAGGUUUUCAUGCCCCGAAGCCUGCCAACCACCCUCAGCAACGUGCCAUCGUCCCGCCUGGCCUCUGGUCCAUCCAGCACUCCCUCUAAUGAGUCCACCCCACCCCUGGCCUCUGCUGCAUCCGGCACUCCUUCUAACGAGUCCACCACCCCGCCCCUGGCCUCUGCUGCCUCCAGCUUCACCCCCAACGUCUCCCCAGACUCCUCCCUGGAUAAUGACGACGUCCCUCCAUCCAUCCUCCACCCAUCCCUAGCCCUCUCCUCUCCUCCUCCACCCAGCCUUCCUGCCUCCACCCUCAGCCUUCCCACCUGCCUGCCGAGCCUGGCUCCCAUCCUUCCCUCCACCUCCACCUCCACCACCACCACCACCCCACCCAGGCUCCCCGCGUCUCUGCCCCCUGUGCCUGUACCUUGCAAAGCCCGCCGCACCUUCUCCAGACUGUCCCUCCUGGAGCCCCCAUCAUCUCUGCCCACAUCCCACCUCGAGGCCAUCCCAUCCCAGCUUCCCCCCCUGGACCUCUCGGCCCUCCUGAAGGCGCUGGGGGCCACUAGCAGCAGGGUCGCCCCUCUGCCCCCCAUCCAGGUCAGGGCAGCUGAGGAGAGGGAGGACAUGGAGAGCGGUAUGGAGUCAACUGAGGAAUCCGAUGAUGAAAUGGCCACAGUUGUGGUGUGGUCAUGUGACCAGGAAGUGGAGGAGGAGGACGGGCCAUGUGACCUGGAAGUGACAGAGGAGGAAUUACAGGAGAAGAAGAUCAAGAAGAAGAAGAACAGCUUUAAGAACAGGAUAGUGAAGUUCUUCAGAAGGCUGAAUUGCUUCCACUGCGGCGAAGACAGUACCAGAGAUGGGGACUUUUGACUUGUUACUUGGACUUGAAUCACACUUGACUGGACUUGAGACUUGACUUGGCAAUAUUACAAAUGUAGGAACCAUUUGGGACUUGAUUUCGGACUUGUAUGCUAUUGACUCAAGACUUGACUUGGACUUGACAAUUUUAGCUUAAAGAUCAACUUUCACCAUCAUUUCAUCAAUAUUGCUUCGUUCACCAUUAUUAUUGAAUGCAUUGAAUGCAUUCAUUUUCUCUUUUUUCAUGUAACAUUUUCACUAACAAAUGUAGAAAAUGGAAUAUAUCUAGAUUUGACAUGUCAUUGCAAGUCAUUUUUAAGAUCAACUUCCACUAAAAUCCUUUUGAAAUACGGAGGGUCACCCCUACUUACAUACACAUGCUACUGUACAUGUCCAAGUGAUGCGUCACCUCCAUACACUGUGUUUCCCAAUUGACACAAUGCAGAGCCAGGAGCCAAUCAGGAAGAGCCUGGACAUUUUUUUGUCAUUUUACGUCACACUGAAAAAAGGGCGUUGCCCACAUGGGUUUAUGUCGGCCCAUUUUUCUGGAAACAUGUUGAGUAAGUUUUUCUCGCUUGAAUUCAAAACAAGUGAAGGCUGGAGGGUGGCACGAAAGCUUGUUUAGCCUAUAGCUAUCAGCUGGUUGGUCCUCUCAGAUAGGGCCUACACACAGAAAAGGAGGAGGGAGACAAUCAGAGGCGCAUCAUUUUUGUCAUUGUCACAGAUAUACAGUACAUGAGAAAGACCAGAAAACCCU
Molecule: messenger RNA, 1606 nt
Organism: Engraulis encrasicolus (European anchovy)
Lineage: Eukaryota; Metazoa; Chordata; Actinopteri; Clupeiformes; Engraulidae
Product: proline-rich protein 36-like
Exons: 3
Coding region: 1-861 (286 amino acids)
Source: RefSeq, a predicted model, not a curated record